This is a messenger RNA of Rhizophagus irregularis DAOM 181602=DAOM 197198, 807 nucleotides long. The record is from RefSeq and is a predicted model, not a curated record. NCBI's taxonomy places the organism in Eukaryota, Fungi, Glomeromycota, Glomeromycetes, Glomerales, Glomeraceae.
AUGUUUCAAAAUUUAAAAAGAAAGUUUGACGAGAAAUUUAAAAUUCCAAAAUUACCAAAAGGUUCUAUUGGAUUUGAUGAUAACGAAUCGUCCGGAUACAAGUUUGAAUAUAAUAAUGGUGAAGUAUCUAUCGUUGAUAUGAGCUCAAGAGAACAUGCUGCUACUGCCUCACUAUUGCAGAGAUACUUUAAUCUUCCUAAUGGAAAUAAUGUCUGGAACCCAGCAAUAGACGUUUGUGGAGAUGCAUUCCAUUUUUCACCAGCUGGAAAUGGGGUUAAAAUAGCAGCAGACGUAGCGGUGUACCCGGCUAAGUCGUAUGUUCCAGACCCACCCAUUCCUGGUCUUGGACCACCCCCAUGCGAUAUACGUGGGCAUUCUCACGCUAGAAUAAUUUGUGAGGUUGCAGUUGGCCAAAAUGUUGCUUAUUGGAAGAAUAAAUGUGCACUCUGGAUGACUCAACCAUAUGUUAGGUGUGUUUUAGGUAUAAAGCUAUAUGAAUUACGUACAACACGAGAUCCACUAGGAAGAUUUAAUCGAAGAAUGAAGGCUAAGUUGUGGAGACAGGGGAUGGCACCUCAGAAAUGGGAAUUUGGGACUGUACAAAAAUGUAGCAAUAUUCCUACCGGGUGUGUUGCUUUAGGCAAUCCUGUAUAUCAAGUCACUAUUCCAAUCAGCGACUUGUUUUAUGAUCCACAAAUACCAGGAGUAUAUACUCCACUGGUUACAUUUCCUCAUCCCGCAUUUAUGUAUGGUAAUUUUACCAUCGAUCUUUACAAUAUCCAGCAAAAAGUUUUAGAGAAUCAGUAA